ACAGAGUUGUAACCUGGCCCCGCUCGCAGCUGCUGAGCCUGCCCGCCAUGGCGAGCCCCACUCUGAGCCCCGACUCCUCGUCUCAGGAGGCCCUGUCGGCCCCCACCUGCUCCCCCACCUCCGACUCUGAGAACCUCAGCCCCGAUGAGCUGGAGCUACUGGCCAAGCUCGAGGAACAGAACCGGCUCCUGGAAGCCGACUCCAAGUCCAUGCGCUCCAUGAACGGCUCGCGGCGGAACAGCGGCUCCUCGCUGGUGUCCAGCUCCUCGGCCUCCUCCAACCUGAGCCACCUGGAAGAGGACACCUGGAUCCUGUGGGGACGCAUCGCCAACGAGUGGGAGGAGUGGCGGCGGCGGAAGGAGAAGCUGCUCAAGGAGCUGAUCCGCAAGGGCAUCCCGCACCACUUCCGGGCCAUCGUGUGGCAGCUCCUGUGCAGCGCCACGGACAUGCCAGUCAAGAACCAGUACUCGGAGCUGCUCAAGAUGUCCUCGCCGUGCGAGAAGCUCAUCCGCCGGGACAUCGCCCGCACCUACCCGGAGCACGAGUUCUUCAAGGGCCAGGACAGCCUGGGCCAGGAGGUCCUCUUCAACGUCAUGAAGGCGUACUCCCUGGUGGACCGGGAGGUGGGCUACUGCCAGGGCAGCGCCUUCAUCGUGGGCCUGCUCCUCAUGCAGAUGCCCGAGGAGGAGGCGUUCUGCGUGUUCGUGCGGCUGAUGCAGGAGUACCGGCUGCGGGAGCUCUUCAAGCCCAGCAUGGCUGAGCUGGGGCUCUGCAUCUACCAGUUCGAGUACAUGCUCCAGGAGCAGCUUCCGGACCUGAACACCCACUUCCGCUCGCAGAGCUUCCACACGUCCAUGUACGCCUCAUCCUGGUUCCUCACGCUCUUCCUCACCACCUUCCCCCUGCCUGUGGCCACCCGAGUCUUCGACAUCUUCAUGUACGAGGGCCUGGAGAUCGUGUUCCGGGUGGGCCUUGCCCUGCUGCAGGUGAACCAGGCAGAGCUCAUGCAGCUGGACAUGGAGGGCAUGUCGCAGUACUUCCAGAGGGUGAUCCCCCACCAGUUCGACAGCUGCCCGGACAAGCUGGUGCUCAGGGCGUACCAGGUCAAGUACAACCCCAAGAAGAUGAAGAGGCUGGAGAAGGAGUACGCGGCCAUGAAGAGCAAGGAGAUGGAGGAGCAGAUCGAGAUCAAAAGGCUUCGGACUGAGAACCGGCUCCUGAAACAGCGGAUCGAGACCCUAGAGAAGGAGAGCGCUGCUCUGGCUGAUAGGUUAAUCCAGGGCCAGGUGACGCGCGCGCAGGAGGCCGAGGAGAACUACGUCAUCAAGCGGGAGCUGGCCGUGGUGCGGCAGCAGUGCAGCUCGGCCGCUGAGGACCUGCAGAAGGCGCAGAGCACCAUCCGCCAGCUGCAGGAGCAGCAGGAGAACCCGCGCCUCACCGAGGACUUCGUGUCCCACCUGGAGACGGAGCUGGAGCAGUCCAGGCUUCGGGAGACAGAGACGCUGGGGGCCCUGCGGGAGAUGCAAGACAAGGUUCUGGACAUGGAAAAGAGGAACAGCUCACUGCCCGACGAGAACAACGUGGCGCGGCUGCAGGAGGAGCUGAAGGCGCUCAAGGUGCGGGAGGGCGAGGCCGUGGCCUCGGCCCGGGAGCUGAAACUGCAGCUGCAGGAGCUGUCCGAUGCCUGGCAGGCCCAUCUGUCCCGCGGCGGCCGCUGGAAGGAGUCUCCGCGGAAGCUGGUGCUGGGCGAGCUGCAGGACGAGCUCAUGAGCGUGCGUCUGCGCGAGGCCCAGGCGCUGGCCGAGGGCCGCGAGCUGCGGCAGCGCGUGGUGGAGCUGGAGACGCAGGACCACAUCCACCGCAACCUGCUGAACCGCGUGGAGGCGGAGCGCGCGGCGCUGCAGGAGAAGCUGCAGUACCUGGCCGCGCAGAACAAGGGGCUGCAGACGCAGCUCAGCGAGAGCCGCCGCAAGCAGGCUGAGGCCGAGUGCAAGAGCAAGGAGGAGGUGAUGGCUGUGCGCCUGCGCGAGGCGGACAGCAUGGCCGCGGUGGCCGAGAUGCGGCAGCGCAUCGCGGAGCUGGAGAUCCAGAGGGAGGAGGGCCGCAUCCAGGGCCAGCUGAACCACUCGGACUCGUCGCAGUACAUCCGCGAGCUCAAGGACCAGAUCGAGGAGCUAAAGGCCGAGGUGCGGCUGCUGAAGGGCCCGCCGCCCUUCGAGGACCCGCUGGCUUUCGACGGGCUGAGCCUGACGCGACACCUGGAUGAGGACUCGCUGCCGUCCUCCGACGAGGAGCUGCUCGGCGUGGGCGUGGGCGCAGCCCUGCAGGACGCGCUGUACCCUCUGUCGCCGCGCGACGCGCGCUUCUUCCGCCAUCUGGAGCGGCCGGCCAAGGACAGCGAGGGCAGCUCAGACAGUGACGCAGACGAGCUGGCCGCGCCCUACAGCCAGGGCCUGGACAACUGAGGCCGAGGCCGGCGCGCCGGGAGCCGCUCCCCCGGCCGCAUUUCCUGAACUCCAAGCCUCUGUGGCUCCACCCGCCCCAGGGCCAGGCCGGCGAGCUGUAGCAGAGGCAGCGAGCAGAGGAGAGGGCCGCGCAGGCUCUCCCUGCCAGCAGUGUUUACCCACCCUGGCCCGACCCCCCUGGCCACCCCUGCGGUCCAGGGCACCCCGGGCCAGUGGCCGGCGGGGCUGCACCCCCAACAGCGAGGGCAGGGAGCACCCAACACAGAGGUCCCGGGAUUGAGUGAGCAGGAAGCGCCACCCCCAGCUCGCUUCCUUCUGACCCCAGGACGGCCCUGCCGGGAAGGGCCCAGGAGCUAGAGGUCUGAGGAAAGAGAGGUAGCUCUGGGCGGGACAUUAGCACCCAGGACACCGCUGAACACAGUGACCCCUGGCCACCGGGGACAGAUGGCCGAGCUGGGCUUUCCUGCCUGGUGCAGGCACCUUGGCCCCUGCAGCCGAAACCAAAGCCCCUCCUCCUGUGUGCAGAGCCACCUGGGGUGUGAGUGGCCGGUAGGGACAGCUCAGACCUGGUGGGCUCUCCUGGCUUCUCCGAGGCCAGAGCAUCAGCAAAGGAUGAAGAAACCAUCACUCCGCCAGGCGCCCCACACCUUCCUCGGGGAGACACAGUCCCUGUCCCGGCCAGCGACUGAAGAGCCCCCUCUUCUGCGCGGGUGCCAGCCUCCACCCGCGCCCUCCUUCCCUGGGGCCCAGGGCCCCUUAGCCAGGCCCUGCCCCAGGGGUGGAGCGUUCCAGCAGAGCCACCUCCCCUUGCCCCCCGGUGGUGGCCCCCCGGGGUCCCUGCCAGCCAGAGCUGAGGACGGUGCCAAAGUCCAGCAGUGUCCCCAGGCCCCUUCCCCCUUCCUCCCUGAGGCCUCGUGCCCCACUCUCUCGGUGCUCUUGGAGCCUGUGAGCGUAGGGUCAGAAGCAGUCUCCCCAGCGCUUCCUGGAGGGGGGCCUUGCUCCGUCCCCUUUCCUGGUUGCCCACUCUUCAGUGUUACAAAGCCUGGGGACCAUGGUGGGCACCUGCGGGGCUCCCCCCAUGUGCCCCCCACACUGCCCACCACCAUUUUGCACACUGCCUGUUCACACUCCACAUGUCGCCCAGGAGGGAAAGAUGGAAAAUAAAGUGUAUUUACACAGUCA
Molecule: messenger RNA, 3647 nt
Organism: Chinchilla lanigera (long-tailed chinchilla)
Lineage: Eukaryota; Metazoa; Chordata; Mammalia; Rodentia; Chinchillidae
Gene: Evi5l
Product: ecotropic viral integration site 5-like
Exons: 19
Coding region: 48-2465 (805 amino acids)
Source: RefSeq, a predicted model, not a curated record